UCUUCAAGUCUUGAUCGCUGAUUGCUGAAGCUGAGCUGUACCGACAAAAGGGGUCGGUCCAGCCACACUCGCACACGUGCUUCCAGCUUCCUGCCUCUCGCCCUCCCUUGCUCUCGAGCUUCCCCGCCGACCACCAACGCCCCCACAUCCUCGCAGGCCGCAGGCAAGGCCCGCACGCGGUUUCCACUCGCUUCGUCCACUGCAGAUCUCCUCGACGCCCUCACCCUCAGAGACCAUGUCUUCGUCGGAGAACCCCACGGUGACCGACCGCGGCAGCAAGCACAAGGAAGGCGGCGACAAGGAGGGCGGCGGCGGAUUCAUCGACAAGGUCAAGGACUUCAUCCACGACAUCGGCGAGAAGAUCGAGGAGGUCGUGGGGUUCGGCAAGCCCAGCGCCGACGUCUCCGGCAUCCACAUCCCGCACAUCAGCCUCAACCGCGCCGACCUCGUCGUCGACGUGCUCAUCAAGAACCCCAACCCCGUCCCCAUCCCGCUCGUCGACAUCGACUACCUCAUCGACAGCGACGGCCGCAAGCUCGUCUCCGGCCUCAUCCCCGACGCCGGCACCAUCCACGCCCACGGCCAGGAGACCGUCAAGAUCCCCAUCUCCCUCGUCUUCGACGACAUCAAGAGCACCUACAAGGACAUCCAGCCCGGCAGCAUCAUCCCCUACCUCGUCCGCGUCGUCCUCCUCGUCGACGUCCCCAUCAUCGGACGCAUCAAGAUCCCGCUCGAGAAGUCCGGCGAGAUCCCCGUCCCAUACAAGCCCGACGUCGACGUCGAGAAGAUCAAGUUCCACCACUUCUCCUUCGAGGAGACCACCGCCACGCUCCACCUCAAGCUCGAGAACAAGAACGACUUCGACCUGGGGCUCAACCUGCUCGAGUACGAGAUGUGGCUCGGCGACGACAGCAUCGCAUCCGCGGAGCUCACGCAGAACACCAAGAUCGACAAGCAGGGGAUCACCAGGAUGCAGAUUCCCUUCAGCUUCAGGCCCAAGGAGUUGGGAUCCGCGGUCUGGGACAUGAUCAGGGGCAGGGGGACAGGGUACACCAUCAAGGGCAAGAUUGAUGUCGACACUCCCUGGGGGAACAUGAAGCUGCCCAUAAGCAAAGAGGGUGGAACCACUCGCAUCAAGAAGGAGGAGGACGACGACGACGACGAUGACAACUGAGUCCCUUGUUGCAGGACUCGAGUGCUUCUGUUACCAAACACAGAUGAGCAGAUGACACUGAAGCAGGGAGGAUGCUAUAACGGUGGUUGUUGUCGUCCACGGGAUGCCCUUAACGCUCGUUGAGUUCUGAAUUGGUAGCUUGUGGUGUCAGUUGAUCUGCAUUAUCUGAACAUAUCCUCUGUGUCGUAUGCUUCAGUUAGUUUGGGCUCGUCUGUGCUGUGAAUUUCUUCUCCAAACUUUGUGGUUGGAACAUGAAGAAUAAGAUCCCAUCACCCCUGGUUCUUUGUGGGGUUGGUUGGGAGUGUUCUUUAGAUCCUGAAACGUUGUGCUGCUGUAAUUGUCGUGCCAUGUGAUCCUCUUUUUUUC
Messenger RNA from Setaria italica (foxtail millet), 1540 nucleotides. RefSeq lists its product as uncharacterized. The transcript has 3 exons. Gene Ontology annotation, cellular component: cytosol. Bases 236 to 1174 code for a protein of 312 amino acids. NCBI's taxonomy places the organism in Eukaryota, Viridiplantae, Streptophyta, Magnoliopsida, Poales, Poaceae. The record is from RefSeq and is a predicted model, not a curated record. Gene Ontology annotation, biological process: response to desiccation.